This is a messenger RNA of Poecilia reticulata (guppy), 13873 nucleotides long. NCBI's taxonomy places the organism in Eukaryota, Metazoa, Chordata, Actinopteri, Cyprinodontiformes, Poeciliidae. The record is from RefSeq and is a predicted model, not a curated record.
GGAAGCCAGCCUUCAUAGUUGAACGGUGUUCGGAGAUGUUGACACUUUCGUUGGUGUGACAGACCUGUCUGAAGUUUAAAACAGUGCUGUCGGCAGUUUUUCCUUCUGAGURCCUGAGAAGAAGCCAUUUUGCUGAUAAUUCCUCAGACUUUGACUCAUUAAAAGCGGACUGUUUUGGCCUUAAAGCCCCCAACAUGCAUGCUAACUUUAGCCAAGUCGCUAGCUAACUGGAUCCACAACCUUCUGUCCUUUCCAGGAGCAACCCAGCCAGGCUGGGUUGUUGUCUGGCUGUUUUAUGUGCUAUUUAAGCUCAUGCCACCGCCUGUUGCUCCCUGUAGAGCUAAUGUACGUUGUGCUGUUGCUGGACGUUGGUGCUAUGCAACUGAAUAACGGCUAACUGUCUCUUCASUUCCGUCCUGAGAGCUUUCUGAUAAGACAGCACGAACAACCCUCGCUUGUGUGUCCCAAACAUGGACGCUAUGGAGCUGGCUUGAUAGGACAAGUGUGGUCGUUCACGACAGCAGAUGCCUCCUCUGUGAGGCGAGCGACCGCCACCAUCAUCCCCCACCUGUAUUACUGCAGCUCCUGCAUCAUCAUCAUCUUCUCCUUCUUCAUCCCUGAGCCAUCAGGAUGUUGGAGGGGCUCGUAGCCUGGGUGCUAAACACUUACCUGGGAAAAUAUGUCAGCAAUCUGAACACAGAUCAGCUCUCCAUUGAGCUACUUAAAGGUGCAGUGGAACUGGAAAACCUGCCAUUGAGGAAAGAUGCCCUCCGAGAGUUUGACCUGCCAUUUGAAGUCAAAACAGGAUUUAUUGGGAAGAUCACUCUGCAGAUCCCGUUCUACCGGCCUUACAGUGACCCGUGGGUCAUCUCCAUGUCCCAGCUCAACCUCAUCAUCGGCCCCACGCAGCCGCAGGAGUUUGACGCAGAGAAGGAAAACRWGGAAGCGAGGGAACGCAAAAAGUACCUCCUCAAAACUAUCGAAGACAAAUUCAAAAGUGAGUGUGAGCAGAGAGGAGAGUCGUACUGGUACUCUGUCACCGCCUCGGCCGUCACCAGGAUUGUUGAAAACAUUGAACUGAAGAUYCAAAAUGUUCACCUGCGGUUUGAGGAUGACGUUUCCAUCGCGGAGAAGACCUUUUCUUUUGGCGUUUGCAUUAGCAGCGUGUCGGCUCACAAUCCCUCAAAAGAGUUGAUCCAUAAGCCUUUCAAGCAAAAGCAGCUGGAGAUUGAAGACUUCAGCGUUUACUGGGACACCAAGUGUGAAAUGCUGGGAAAGCUGCCUGCAAGCCAGGUCCAGGAUGCGAUGACUCGGUGCAUGCAGAGUCGCCAGCACCAGUACAUCUUUGAGCCAGUGUGCGCCUCCGUGCUGCUCAGGAGAAACACCUCCAGGGAGCCGCUGAGGACCCGGAACAUCCCUCGGAUCGAGGGCCAGGUCCAGCUGGAGCCCAUGUCUUUACGUCUGUCCCAGGUUCAGUACCAGCAGAUCAUGGCUUUCCUCAAAGAAGUGGAGCGCAGAGAGAGAGGGAUGCUGUACAGAACAUGGAGACCCAAAGUCCCGAUUUCUGGGAACGGCCGCACAUGGUGGCUGUUUGCCCUUCAGGCCAACCUGAGUGACAUCAGGGAGCAGCGGAGGCGAGGCAGCUGGGCGUUUGCCCUGCGACGCGCCCGGGACGCGCAGACCUACACCGGCCUCUACUUCCGCAGGCUGAAAGCCGCCUCCCUGAGCCCAGAGGACGAGGCUGAACUGGAACGAGUCGAAGAGGAGCAGACGCUGGAGGAGCUGCAGAUUCUCAGAGAAGUUGUCCAUGACAGGUUUCGAUUGCAGGAAGAGAUGGCAGACAACAUUCGGGAGCCUAGCGGCAGCCCCCAGGCUGCUCCGCCUGCCACAUCCGUUCGUCAAAGCGGAAGCUACAGAAUGAUUCAGUACCUGCAGUCUUGGUUCCCUGGUUGGGGCGGCUGGUCUGGAAACGCGGAGGAUCUGGAGACGCCUGAGGAACUCCUGCCAAGUCCAUCAUCCUGGGAUAUUCUAGCAGAGACAGGGGAUUUGUUCGACCCACUGGAGGACUCCCACACUCUGAACACCUUCACUAGACGAGACUACAUGUUUGCUCGACUGGAGUUCUUUUUGGAGAAGGGCGGCGUCACUCUUUUUCACGAGGAAAGGAGAGCGGACUCGAUGCACGAGAGUGGAGUCCUCCAGCUGGAGUUCUCAGGAGUGAAGGUGAUCGUGGAAUCUCUUCCUCGCUCGGAGUCGUCCUUGCUGUCCGUGAAGCUGGGCAGCCUGUUCCUCAGAGACCUGACCACUCAGGGCACCAUGUUCCCCUUCCUGGUGUCGCCCAAAGUGGACAAAGUUGUUGUUGCCCUUAGUCAGUCCAUGAGUCAGCACAGCGCUGCUGCUGAGUGCGACGCUGAGUGGACUUCUCCAGUGUUCGAGAUGAUAUACGAGCGCAACCCUGUGAGGUCCAAAUUUGAGAGGAGGCUGGAAGUGAGCACCAGUCCAUUAAACAUCAUCUACAGUCCGCAAGCCAUGAAAAAAGUGACCGAAUUCUUCUAUAAAGGAAGAGUUCACACUUCAGGGUUUGGCUACCAGUCUGAGCUGGAGCUUCGGGUGGCCGAAGCGGCAAGGAGGCAGUAUGACAAGCUGAAGAAGCAAACCAAGGCAGAGAUUCGACAAACCAUCGACCAGCUGCUCGUUGGAGAGUUCAUUGAAAACGGCAAGCGCUGGACGAUGAAGCUGGAUAUUUGCGCACCUCAGGUGGUUUUCCCCGAUGACUUCCAGUCGGAAGACCCGAUGCUCGUUGUGGUGGACUUAGGCAGGAUCCUUCUGACCAACUCUCAAGAUGACAGCGUCGUCAGCUCUACAGCUGCUCAACCUCAGCAGGACGUCCAGAGUGACGAGGAGUACCAAACUCCUCUGGCCACCCCGCCCGAGUCUCCGCUUGCAACCGAAGUGCCUUUAAAAACGCUGUUUAAAAACCCAGAACUUCCCAACCUCAGAUCUCCGGAGGCUCUGAAGGCCUACAGCAAAAAGCUCUAUGAGAAGUACUGCCUUUCAUUCAAGGACCUGCAGAUUAUGGUCGGGCGCUACAAGGACAGCUGGAAGCACCUCCAGGACAGCGAAGUGGGACCAACCCACGUUGUGGAGAAGUUUAACGUCCUGCUGCAGCUUGAGCAGCGGCUGCGAUACACUUCGGACCCUCAGCUGCCCGGCGCGGUGCUGUCGGGAACGCUGCCGGAUCUGAAGGUGCACAUCAACCUUGAGAAGAUGACCGCCAUCAGGACUUGUCUGGUGCGGCUAACCGGGCCAGCCGAAGACGACAGCGGCCCUGGGAAAGAUCCGAGCGUAGCGUCCCCUGACCCUCCCACGCUGCGCCGGGACAAGAUCUUCCACAGAGUGGACAGUUCGUGGAAACUGCAGGAUUCUGCCAAGAACCUGACGCAGAGCGUGAUGACCUUAGAGCAGCACACGCGGGAAGUCCUGGUGGAAUCCCACCUGCUGUUGGCUGAGUUCAACAUCAACUACAUGCAGCUCGGUGUGGAGAGCAACGGCCGCUAUAUUUCUGUUUUUAAAGUGUUUGGCACUAACGCUCAUUUUGUCAAGCGACCUUAUGAUGUAGAAGUCGCUCUGACCGUUCACGGAUUUCUCCUGGUCGACACGCUGCAGACGUACGGUUCCGACUUCGACCUGCUCGUUGCGUCUCAUAAGCAUCUAAGCUUCGACGUUCCCACCGGUAGCCUCAGGGAAAGCCAGCCGUCUUCCCCCACUUUGUGUGACGAGCGGACCUCUGAGCAUCCUGGAGUCCAUUCUGGGUCAUUCUCUGAUCUCUCCCCAUGUAGUUCCUUCCUGAAAGACCAGGACGCCCUCAUUAGGCUCGAGUACCAGUUUGUGAGCUCAGACUGUCCCUCCAUGGACCUCAACAACUCCCUCCAGGUCACCAGCAUUCAGGUCAACAACCUGGACAUCAUUCUCAACCCUGAGACCAUGGGGGAGCUGCUCAAUUUCCUCCAAAAGUCUUUCCCCAAAGAGGAGAAUGCAUCAUCCACCCAGGAGUGUCCAACGCAGCUGUCCAGUGAGGAAGACGACCGGGCCUAUCAGUCAACGUACGACCAGAACAAGGAGCUAACCGUGGAGAUCCACCGCCUCAACCUGCUGCUCCUGCGGACUGUCUCCUCCAGCACCGCCCUGGCAGUCGAGAAGAAGGGCUUGAAGAUCGCCACCGCCAGCAUCUCUGGCACCAAAGUCAACGUUUCCCUGGGAAGCCGUCUGGACGUCAGCGGUUCCCUGGGAUCCUUGCAGCUGGUGGAUUUAACCCAAGAGGCAGGAAGAAACCAGUUUGUGGUCAGCAUUGGGAGUGCUGAGGACAGCUGCUUGAGUCCCCAAGGUUUAACGUUUCUGCCCGACGACCGAGAGUCUCCAACAGACGCUCUGAACUUUCAGUUGAAGGAGAAAUCUGAGGGAGAGUAUUCCUUGAAGCUACAAAUGGCGUCUCUGCACUACAACCACUCGGCCAGGUUCCUGCGUAACCUCACACUGUCGGCCAACGAACUGGAGGACAGUUUCCGCUCCGUGUUGAAAAACGCCGCCACGAGCGUGUCGACGGUUCUCGCCUCCAAGACGGCGGAGUACAGCGGCAGGGUUUCGCUCUUCGAGACGCCGUCACGGAGAACCCGCACUUCCAGCCAUAGCUGGGGGUGUUCGUUUGACCAGGAGGAGGACGUCUCUACUGAGCAGCCCGAAUCCGCCCUGGACACCUUCUUCGUGAAGCUGACCCUCAACAUCAGCAUCGAGUCGCCGGUCGUAUCCAUUCCUCGGAAACCCGGACACCCCGAGCUGCUGGUCGGCCAUCUGGGGAGCAUUACCAUCCAGAACUUUGUCAAUGACGAAGACUCUCAGGGAGAGAGGCUGGAGGUGUUGGUGAAGGACAUCCGACUGUACUCGGUCAACACGAGUCACUUGGUGUUGAAGAGAGCGCCCAGAGAGGAGAAAGCCGACACGUCUUCACCAUCCCACACUGGAAACGUCAACAAGGAUGAAUCCCAGUUCACACGCCACGACUUCUUCGAGUCCCUCAGCCGGGGAGAAGCCUUCCACAUACUGAAAGACACCACUAUUCACUUCACGUUUGAGAAAACUCCAGUCGAUGAGGAUUCUGAGCUCAUCCUGCUGACCACAGACGAGCCCUUCAGAAGCACAGGCCAGCUGAGAGUCCAAGGAAAAUUUGUCAACCCUGUUCAGGUUUGUCUGUGUAAACCCGUGUAUGAGCAAGUUCUCCAGACUCUGGACAACCUGUCCCUGAUUGAGGAGCAGCCUCCGACCCCCAGCCAGCCGCCGACGCCGCCCCCGCCCACCCCGUCCUCCUCCAGGCCCCACGGCUUCCCCGACCCCCAGGGCGGCCUGUUCGCCAGAGACCCGCCCUCCAUCAGCUUCUCUCACUCCUCCCUGUCCUCCUCGCUGUCCCUGCCGUCUCACCGGCCCGUCCAUCAGCCGCCGACCUUCACCCAGCUGAAGGUCACGCUCCUGGUGGCGGAGCUGCAGGUCCAGCUGAGCGCAGACCUCACGCAGGGCUCCCAGGGUCUGGUCAGUGUGCGCUUCCAGGACUUGGAGGGCCGCUUCACCAAGGACCACCCGCAGCUGCUGGAGGUGCAGCUGGCUCUGCGCGCGCUGCUGAUGGAGGACCUGCUGGACCCCAACCCCGACUCCAAGUACAAGCACCUGAUGAAGUCCCACGGCGUCCCCAAGCCGUCCACCUUCAGCUCCAAGGAGUACCUGUCCCGCAGCUGCCCGUCGACCUCCAAUGCUCUGUGCCCGGACAUGCCGCGCUCGCUGCCCGCCCACAUCAAGGAGACGCAGAACGUCUUCCAGCCCUACCAGAGGCACCCCGCCACGCCGUCCACCGGCCGCAAGUCCAAGAAGGACCCGGACUUCCCCAGCACCCCGCCUCCCUCUCCGACGCCGCGCGCCGGCUCCCCGCAGCCCGACUCCAACUUCGAGGACUCGUUGGUUCACAUCAACGUGCUGCUGGUGGAGGCCGGCCACCCGGAGUUCAAGACGCGCUACGGCAGCGUCGGCCGCAGUGUGGAUGUGGACUUUAACUGCCUGGACAUCCUGAUCACGCUCCAGACCUGGGUUGUCAUCCUGGACUUCUUCGGCAUCGGCUCCACGGCCAACAACCACGCGGUGAAGCCGCCGGCCGCCGCCACCCAGCCGGUGGCCGGACAUCUGCUGUACGAGCCGGACGGCAGCGAAGAGGAGGAGGAGGAGGGAGAGACGGCGCCGACAGUCAACACCAAGCUGGACCUGAAGGUCCAUUCUUUGACUCUCAUCCUGAACAAGAAGCUCCAUGAACUGGCCAGAGCGAGCGUGUCAAAACUCUCCGCUCAUCUUGAUAAGCGCGACGGCGACCUGAGGAUACAUGGCAGUUUGGGAAGUCUGUCCCUGAGUGACCUGACCCCGCACGGCGACUUCUACAGAGAGCGCUUCACCACUCAGGGAGGCGAGGCGCUGGUUUUCAACAUCCUCAGGUACGGCCAGCCGGAUCCCGACCUGCAGCGCGAAUGUGACGUCAAGGUGUCGCUGCAGAUGGCGUCUGUUCAGUACGUUCACACGCAGCGCUUCCAAGCCGAGGUGGUAGCCUUCAUCCAGCAUUUCACCCAGCUGCAGGACGUCCUGGGCAGACAGAGGGCGGCCAUGGAGGGCCAGGCGGUGCACGAUCAGCCUCAGAGGGCAUCCAGGGUUCUGCUGGACAUCGACGCCGGCGCGCCGGUUCUGAUCAUCCCGGAAAACUCGCGGUCGCCCCGGGUGAUCGUGGCCAACCUGGGCCAGCUGAAGGUGCAGAACAUCUUCCUGCCGGCCGGGUCGCACGGAACCGUUUCCCUCCGAGACAAGGUAGAGAAACUCACCAUGGCGCACGCCUUUUUCCCCUCUCUGGAGCGCGUCAGGAGCGCAGCGGAAGGAGCGAGUAAUGCUCAGGAGAAGCCGAGAAGUUUCCCUUCCGGCUCCGCCUCAUCCUCAGGAUUUGGCCUCAGCAGACCCAAAGCGGUGAACAGCAGAACCGGCCCCGAGGACGAGGACCCGACCAGCUUGGAAGGCCAUGUGUGUCUGUUGGACUGCAUGGCCCUGGACCUGCAGGAGAUGGACAUCUUUGCUGCGGAGCGCCUGCCCUGCUGGGACAGCACCGGGAAGCCCGAGCCCUCGGACCUGAUCUUCCCUUCCUACUGGGUCCGUCGAACCGGAGACAACCUGCUGAAAGACUGCUGCCGCCUCACGCUGAAGGUGGAGCGCAACCUGGACAAGGAGCUGAGCCACGCCGUGCCGGACACGUCCAUUCACGGCAGCCUGUCGUCGGUUCACUGCUCCCUGGACAGGAAGCACUACCAGCUGAUCCGGGGCAUCCUGGAGAACAACCUGGGGGAACCGGUGGAGGAGUUCCUGCGGCCGUACAACCUGCAGCACCCCAGCAGCUACACGGUGCUGAGUGGAGCCGUCUUCACCAACCUGUCCUUCCUGGUGGACAUGACGGACGUCAGCCUGGAGCUGCUGGACAGCCCCACCUCUGCUGACAGCAGGAACUCUUUGGCCAGGUUUGACUUUGUGAAAUCCAAAGUCCUGUUUGAGAGUUUAUCCGACGGCUCCAAGUCAGUGAACCUGGUGUCUCACUCUCUGCUGGCGAACGACACCAGAUACACUGAAACCACGAAAAGCAGCGAAGACAGCAGGUGCAACGUGUUCGACUGCAUCCUGCAGCCUUCGAAAACAGGAACCAACCGGGCGUCUCUGCAGCUGGAGCUGCACUACAGAUCCACGCGGGACUCGUCCAGCUUCACGGUCGUCCUCAACAACCUGCGGGUUUUCCUGAUCUUCGACUGGCUGCAGCUGGUGCAUCACUUCCUGCAGCUGCAGCCUGAAAACGCCCCGGACGACACGGAGAGCCAGCAACCCUGCACCGCCGCAUCCGUCGGCGCCGCCGCAUCCGUCAGCGCCGCCGCAUCCGUCAUGCCAAAGACGGUGAAGAGCGGCGUGGUGACGAAGAGGUCCACGGUGAUGGUCAGUCAGGACCGCUGCCUGGAGGUGAAGAUCAACGUCACAGGCACAGAGUUUGUAGUGGUGGAGGACGUUUCCUGCCUCGACACCAACGCCAUCAUCCUGAAGGGAACCACGGUCCUCACGUACAAGCCCCGCCUGCUGGACCGACCGUUCUCUGGCAGCCUGGCAGGAAUAGAGGUGUUCUCGUGCCGGCUGGGCAGCGAGCAGGAGACGGCGCUGUCCAUCAUCGACCCGGUCAACGUGCAGCUGGAGCUGUGCGGCAGCCCCACCUACCCCAGCAGCUCGGGGCUCCUGGACGCUUUCAACGUGGAGGACAUCCCGCCGCUGCUGGAGAUCCAGUUUCCUGCUCUGGACAUCCGUCUCUCCUACAACGACAUCCAGCUCUUCCUGUCCAUCGCCAAGUCCAUCUCUGCCGCCCAGGCUCCGCCUUCUCAGGCUGAUCCAGCCCAUGGAGCGCCGCCAUUUAAAGAUGGCGCCCAGGAGAAGACGCAAAGCCUCAUCGAAACCAAACUGAGCCACUUACAAAACCUUGGCUUCAGAAGAGAGGACUGCAAAACAGCCCUGAGCAGCUGCAAAGGCCAGCUGAACCAGGCGGCCACCUGGCUGUGGGAGAACUCGGAGAACGUGGCGGGGCUUCCCCGAGGCCGGGCCGACUCCGGCCCCAGCAGCCACGCCUGGCCUCUGUCCGGCGUGGAGGUGAAGGCCGAGAGCGUCUGCAUCUGUCUCAUCGACGACUGCCUGGACUGUGACAUCCCGCUGGCCGAGCUCACCUUCUCCAGACUAAAUGUGCUGCAGCGCAUUGGCUCCACCCAGGAAGGAAACGCCAGCUUCACGCUGUCCGGAGAUUACUACAACCGAGAGCUGUCAGGCUGGGAGCCGUUCAUCGAGCCCUGGCCCUGCGUCCUGUCAUGGCAGCAUCAGGCUGCGGGCCGACUCCACCCUCCACGCCUGAAGGUCGGCGUUCGAGCAAAGCAGAGGCUGGACGUCAACAUCACCUCGGUUCUGCUGGGUGAGUGUGCGCCUCUGACUCACCUUAGAGCUAGGAGCACAGCCAGCCUGACGAGCCUCGAGCAGCAGACUCCCUCCAGAGAUGUGAAGAUAUCAAAGAGGAGGCAGCCGUUUGUCCCAUUCGCACUCCGAAACCACACAGGCUGCACCAUGUGGUUCGCCACGUCGACCACAACCCCCACAAGGGUGGCGCUGUCCCACAGCAGCAGUGCUGACUCCAUCUCCGACCUCCAGAGUUCACGAACUGACGACACUCACAACCUCAGUCAGUGGAGGGAGGUUCUGCCUGGCGAGGAGAUUCCCUUUGAGUUCGAGGCCCGCGAGAAGCUACGUCACCGACACACUCAUGAGCUGAAGCUCCACCAGCUGCUGGUCAGAGUCUGUGGCUGGGAGCAAGUUGAGCCGGUGUCGGUGGAAAAAGUGGGGGUUUUCUUCAGAUACGCUGCCCCGGACAGAAACAACUCCUCAGGCAUUGUCGGCAGCCUGAUCAGCAGGACCAACAUCAUCCAUCCUCACGUUUAUUUCUCAGAGCUGCCCCCUGUCAGGGUGGUGUUCGCCAUCACCAUGGAGGGCAGCGCCCGGAAGGUCAUCACCGUGCGCUCGGCCCUGAUGGUGAAGAACCGCAUGGAUGUUCAGAUGGAGAUCCGGCUGGAUAGUCCCUCUGCRCCCGACAAGCCGGUGGUGCUGCCUCCCAUCAUGCCUGGCCAGGCGUUAGCCGUCCCCCUCCACCUGACCUCCUGGCGGCUGCAGGCCCGGCCUCAAGGCAUGGGUCUGUUCUUCUGCAAGGUUCCGGUCCACUGGACCAGCGUGGAGCAACCCGGAGAGGUCAAAAGCAGCAAGAGGGACUGCCAGUCAACUGAUUUUGAUGAGUCGCCUGAACGCAACUUCAAAUUCUGUGUGGUCAUCAAGAAGGAGAACUUUCCAGAGCAGAAGCCGGCGAAGCCGCAGGUUUCCGGCGGCGCUCAGCAGAUCUACCGGCAGCCGGGUCACACCAUCUACCUGCUGCCCACCGUGGUGCUGACCAACCUGCUGCCCUGUGACCUCAACUUCUACAUCAAAGGAACCAACAUCAGAGGCUCUCUGAAGCCCAGAGAGGAGGCGGUGCUUCACUCUGCUGACACGUCCCAGAACAUCGAGCUGGGAGUCCAUCUGGAGAACUUCCCCGAGUGCAAAGAGCUGGUGAUUCCUCCGGGCACUCAGAACUACAUGGUGGGCAUGAGGCUGUACGACACCAACAAGCAGCAGCUGAGUCUCACCAUCCGCAUCGUCCUGAGAGCAAAAGGAGCGCUGAAGAUCCUGGUCUCUGCUCCCUACUGGCUCAUCAACAAGACCGGUCUGCCGCUGAUUUUCCGUCAGGACAACACCAAAACCGACGCGGCGGGCCAGUUCCAGGAGCACGAGUUGGCCCGCAGCCUCAGCCCUCUGCUGUUCUGCUACACAGACAAGGAGCAGCCGUCCAUGUGCACGAUGCGGAUUGGGAAAGGGAUCCACCCGGACGGCGUUCCCGGCUGGUGCCAGCGCUUCUCCCUGGACGGAGGGAGCGGAGUCCGAGCCCUGAACGUCACGCAGCCGGGGAACAAACCGGGACUCAUCUACAACAUAGGAAUCCACGUGCAUAAAGGGAAAGGAAACUACAGAGACACCCACAUAGUGACCUUUGCCCCCCGCUACCUGCUGGAUAACCACUCAACACACAAACUGGCCUUCGCUCAGCGAGAGUUUGCAAGAGGACAGGGCGCCUCCAACCCUGAGGGGUACAUUUCCACGCUGCCGGGCUCCAGCGUGGUUUUCCACUGGCCCCGGAACGACUACGACCAGCUGCUGUGUGUGCGGCUCAUGGACGUCCCCAACUGCACCUGGUCCGGGGGCUUCGAGGUCAACAAGCCGAAGUCCUUCCACAUCAACAUGAGAGACACGCUGGGGAACUGUUUCUUCCUGCGGACCGAGAUCAGCCUGAAAGGAGUCACCUACCUGAUUUCCUUCACGGACACGGAUCAGCUGCCUCCGCCGCUACGCAUCGACAACUUAUCCGAGGUUCCGGUCCAGUUCUGGCAGCACGGCGUGGCCGACCUGCGGCUGCAGUCCGAGGUGAAGGCCGCGUCGGUGAUGGACUACGCCUGCGACGAGCCCACGCUGCCGCCGUGCAUCACCCUCAUCGUGAAGGGGGCGGGGUCGUCCGAGGUCACAGCCAACAUGAACUUCUUCAAGGAAUACAACAAGCUGUACUACGAGAACUUCAUCUACAUCGCCGCCACGCACACCUUCUCCCCGAACCUGGAGAGGAGACCGGUUGGGAAGCAGCGCCUGGGGAGCGGCGCGGAGUUGGUUCUGGACGUGGACCCAAAAACCCGACGGGUCAUCCUCAGGAAAAAGGAGCCGGGGAAGCGCUCCCAGCUGUGGAGGAUGACCGAGUCCGGCAUGCUGUGCCACGAAGGCUCCUCCCCCCCACAGAGCAAGCCGUCCCAGCCCCGACCGCUGGACACCUCCCUGGUCCUGGACAUCGCCGGGCUGGCUGCCGUCAGCGAUAACAGGUUUGAGCCGUUGAUGCUGAGGAGGCCCGACUCGCGCCGCAGCACCACCCAGACCUGGUACUUCAGCCACGGCAUGCUGACCUGCGGCCUCCCCCUCCUGGUGGUUCAGGUGAAAAAUGGCGUGGCGGGGAUGCAUGACGGGGCGGAGGUGGUUCUGGGGCCAGAUUCGGGUCUGGAUCAGCCCGGUCCAGAGCAGCAGUUCAUCAACCAGAAGAUGAGACCUGGAUCGGGAGUCCUGUCGGUCCAGGUUCUGCCAGAUGGACCAACCCGCGUCCUCCAGAUCAGUGACUUCAGCCAGAGGAGGACACUGUGGAGCUCCUCCAGCGAAGAAAAGGAAGUCGGCAAAGAAGAAGAGGAGAAGCCGGAGCCGGAGCAGGAGCUGGAGGUGCUGGUCAACCUGGAGGACGGUCUGGGCGUCUCUCUGGUCAACAAGCUUCCAGAGGAGCUCAUUUUCGCGACGCUCUCUGGCGUGAACGUUCACUUCACGCGCACAGCAGCCACCGAAGUCCUGGAGCUGAGCAUCCAGAACAUCCAGGUGGACAACCAGUUGCUCGGCACCACCCAGCCCGUGAUGCUGUGCGUCUCUCCCAGUUUGGCCGACGACGGCGCCAUCGAAGACGGCGCCGCCCUGCAGGUCAACUCGGUCAAAGUUCCCAGCAGCCUCAUGCUCACCGAGCUCUUCAAGCACCUGAUGGUGACGGCGCGGCGCUUCACGGUCAUCAUCGACGAGAAGCUGCUGCUCAAGCUGCUCAGCUUCUUCGGCUACGGGAAGGCCGAGGCCGGGCUGGAGAACCUGGAUGAGAACCUGCAUGAGCGGCCCAGCGAGGACAGCGCGCCCCGGAAGCGUUACUACUUUGAGAACCUGAAGAUCAGCCUGCCGCAGAUCAAACUGAGCGUCCUGCCGUCCCACAAGCUGCCGCCGGACCUCAAGGUUCUGAAAGGCACCCUGGGCUUCCCUCUGAUCCGCUUCGAGGAUGCGGUCAUCAACAUGUACCCGUUUACCAGAGUCCACCCCUACGAGACGCAGGAGAUCAUCAUCAACGACAUCCUCAAGCACUUCCGAGAGGAGCUGCUGAGCCAGGCGGCGCAGAUCCUGGGCUCCGUGGACUUCCUGGGGAACCCGAUGGGCCUCCUGAACGACGUCUCCGAGGGAAUGACCAAGCUCAUCAAGCACGGCAACGUGCACGGCAUGCUGCUCAACGUCACGCAUGGCGUCUCCAACUCCGCCGCCAAGUUUGCAGGCACGCUGUCGGACGGUCUGGGUAAGACCAUGGACAACCGGCACCAGAGCGAGCGGGAGUACAUCCGGUACUGCGGCGCCACCAGUGGGGAGCACCUGGUGGCCGGGAUCCACGGCCUCGCUCACGGAAUCAUCGGCGGCAUGACGAGCAUCAUCACCUCCACCGUGGAGGGCGUGAAGACGGAGGGCGGCGUCAGCGGCUUCUUCUCUGGACUCGGUAAAGGUCUGGUGGGAACCGUCACCAAACCCGUCGCCGGGGCGUUGGACUUCGCCUCGGAGACGGCCCAGACGGUGCGGGACAUCGCCAGCCUCAGCAGCCACAGGCUCCUGGUCCAGCGCGUCAGGAAGCCGCGCUGCUGUAAGGGCCCUCAGGGCCUGCUGCCGCGGUUCUCAGCCACUCAGGCCGAAGGUCAGGAGCAGCUCUUCCGCCUCACCGACAACAUCCACUCCGAGUUCUUAAUGGCGGUGGAGCCGAUCGACACCUACAGCGUCCUCAUCUCCUCCAAAGUGGUUUACUUCCUGAAGCCGGGCGACAGCGUGGACCGCGAGGGCAUCGUCCUGGAGGUCAAGUACGACGACCUCUUCCACUGCCUGGUCUCCAGGGAGUACGGGAAAGUUUACGUCCAGCUCACCAAGAAGGCGGAGAACUCCACCAGCGGAGUGGCCAUUCCCGGACCCUCGCAACAGAGACCCAUGGUCCAAGUGAAGAACGAGAACCUCGCCUAUAAGAUCUCCCAGCAGAUCAACUACGCCAAGAGCCUGUACUACGAGCAGCAGCUGAUGCUGCCGGCCGACGACAACGAAGACUUCCUGCUGCUCGAGUUCUGACGUUUUCCUCCCAGGUUCUGAAGCGACUCGGCCGGUCAGAGGAAGGAGAAACAUGCAACGCUCUGACAAACACUUUGAGACUCCUGAACUCUGCAAACUGACAGAACCACUAUUUGCUCUGGACGUGCACCGACACACAGAACUGUGAAUAUGUCUAGAACCAUAAACUCUGUAAAUAUUUAUAUAUGUUGUAAUAAUAAAGAUAGGAUAUUAACAAGAA